UUAUGAAGCAAAUUCAAUGUCACAUUUAACACUGUUGGACAUUCCUUUUUUGUUCCCUAAUUAUGACCCAUCCAGCAUAAAAAAGAUAGACAAAUUGGAUAUAACCACAGGAGGUCAUUUAAAAACUCCCUUUUGAGUUGCUGACAGUUUUGGUUUAAGACAAUAGAAAAAUUGUUCCCUGUCUUCUGGCAUGUUGUUGUUGAGGUUUUUGUUUUUAGAUUCUGAAUCACUGUCAUAUGGAGAUUUCUCAUUAUUAAUGUCAUCACCAACAGAGUCAGUUGUCUAGACUUUCUAGAACUAGGGAGUGCUGGAGUUAAUGAUGAUGAAAACGACCCUGCUUAGAAUUGAAACUGAAGAGUUGGGUGUCAGGUGUUUUUUUUUUUUGUUUUUGUUUUUUUUUUUUUACAUUGGGUGGUUAUUCUGUUGCCUGGUUUUAAUGUUUGUUUACUACAGUUUAUAGAGUCUGGAUUUGAAACCUCUUUGUGAGUAGUCUGUUAGCUCCUUGAACCUCUUGUGAGAAAGAGCUGCAUCUGGUCUUCAUUAAAGUAUAAUUCGUUUGAAUACCGUUUGCUAAUCGAAUUAACUUCAUAAAGGAUCAAACUGUUCAUACUUUGUAAUCAGUCCUUGUUUAGACUGGGAUUUAGCUUUUAUUACAAACACAGAUCUCUAGCUGGACUGUAGCAGGUGUAUGUUAUUCAAGAGACCUAUUGUAAACGCAUUAUAGCAGAUUAGCAGGGUUUCCGCCUUUGAAAUGUACACUGCGAGAGCCAACUCGCAAGCCAGCUGUUUCUUAUCAAUUCGUUUUGCCUUUCAGAGCUGCACUUUGCAUCGUUCCUGGCGCUGCUAUUUCUGUAACAGAUCGGAUAGGAAGAGUGGUGCAGCAGUGCAUUGUAAUGCUGCCACUGGGGAAACCCCACCGCUUGUUUUUAGAUCAUAUCCUUAAGGAAAGACCCCGAAUAGGAGCAGGAGGAAAAGGGUGGAUGGAAGAACCUUGAAAACCUGGGAAAAGGGGGGAUGAUAGCGGGAUAGAGGACAAGAGAGACGGUGGGAGGGAAGACAUGACGGGGCGGAGAGCAGAGUAGCGAUGAGACAGGAUGACACAGGGACGGAGAUGCGUAUUUUGCUGCAUGACUCCAGUGCGUCAGCAACGGAUAGGGAGCCGGAGCGCGUCACAGACAGUCUCUCCCCAAAUCUUAACGGAUACCGCAGUGCUACCGGUAUAACGCAGGCACAUGCAGCUGCCUGGGAACAGAUCCCGGCAGCAUCAUACGCUAGGGUCCGUCCGGUAAAGCAGCAGCAGGAGGAUCAGCUAAAGCUCCGAGAUAAUCGGGCAUCAUCAUUUCCUAGACCCCGACCAGACCCAGCAGCUGGAGCGUGGAGAGCACCAGCAUAGAGGAGACUCUGCCGGGCUCGCGGACCAGCACCAUGCACUAGGCUCGAACCGAGCCCCCGCUGGCAUCAUGCACUAGGCGGCACAACACAAGCGGCAGAGCGGUGCGGCCGCUGAGCUUCGCGGAAGAGCCAGCGGCAGCCGCAGGAACGGAGAGCUCUGGGCAUGCAUUAGACUUGGGCUCAGCCCUAGCAGCAGCCGCCCCGCUCAUCCUAGUCGCCCUCUCGCCCCCCAUGGAUAAGGCGACCUCACUGCACACUUCAGUGCCCACGCCUCCCCCUCGGCUCUACCUGCCUCGGAACUUCAGCUGCAGCGCCUGCCUCUAUGGCAGCCUGGCCGAGCACUGCAAGGGGGACUGCAGCCCGGAGCGCGAAGGGGCGCCGUCUCCCACGCCGGUGGUCCGAGAAGCGGCGGCAGCCGCCGGAGAGAAGCCGCAGCCUUCCCGCGGCCGGGAGCCCUCGGUGCCUCCUGUGCCCCCCAGCCCCACGCUGCGCCGGCGAGCCAAGUCGCUGCCCACGCCCGGCGAGCGCAGCCUGCGGCCGGCCUUGCAGCAGAGCCCGUCCCGCAGGAAGACCGUGCGCUUCGCCGACUCGCUGGGCCUGGAGCUCAUCUCCGUGCGCCACUUCUGCGAAGCCGACCUGCCCCAGGUGCCGCUGCCCCUCCCGGCCCGCGCCGCCGACCUCUUCAAGACCAGGAAGCCGCCGGCGCUGGGCGAGCUGGAGCCGGUGCUGUUCGGGCCGUCGCCGCUGUUGGAGCCCCUCUUCCCGCCGCAGCCCGGCGCCAGCCCCGGCUUCGCGGAGCGGGUGCGGCGGCACAAGGUGAGGCUGGAGUGGGUGCGGGCCGAGCCCGCCGGCCUGCGCGGCGCCGUGCGCGUCCUCAACCUGGCCUACGAGAAGGCCGUCUCCGUGCGCUACACCCUCAACCGCUGGGUCAGCUGCGCCGAGGUGGCGGCCGCCUACCUGUCGCCGGGCCCCGCCGACGGCCUGACCGACCGCUUCUCCUUCCACCUGCCGGCGGCGGCCGCGGGGGGCACGCUGGAGUUCGCCGUGCGCUACCGGGUGGCCGGCACCGAGUACUGGGACAACAACGAGGGGCUCAACUACCGGCUGCGGGGCCGCCAGCGCGCAGCUCGGGCCGCCACCUCCCCGAACGAGGAGCCCGAUGGCGGCGCCUGGAUCCACUUCAUCUGAGCGGCCUGCGGCUGGACCGUGGGGGCGUCGCCUGCUCUCUCCCGGGGAGAACCGAGCUCCCUCGCCCCCUUCCCUCCCUGGCCCAGGCCACCCUCGCCGCCUCAGCGCCCCUCCCUGACCCGGCAGCCUCGCCGGUUCAGCGGCUGCUGGGCGCGUUUCUCACAGGCCGUGCGGUUGGGGGAGGAAUUUCCCGCCAUGAAUGUGACCGGGCCCCCUGGAGCAUCGAGCGGGUAUCGUGUUAGACCCCACGGGGCUGGCCCAGGUACAUCCAGCCCGCCAAGGAUUCUAUGGCUGGGGACUGGGGAAUAGGAGCAAGCAAGUACGGUUUGGCAGGUCCAUCCAAAUCUCUUUUCUAGUCCACUAAACAUUGUACUCGGUAUACUGAGCUUUUCUACGAGAUCUUGGGGGAUCUGAGAUAGUUUUCAAUGUUAUCUACAGUUAUCCUCUUCUGCCUUGUCAUUUAUCCGCUCCACUGUAAUCUUGCCACUUUUCUCACAGAUAUAGUUUGCCCUGCAGUUAGUCACAGUCUCUUAGUUUUAAAAUGCUUGUUUAUAUUUCACUAGAAGAUAUUUUUUGAAUUCUGUUUACAAAUAAAUAUAAAUUAUUUAUAUUUUCUAUUUAACUAACUUUAUUUAGGGGAAAACCUUUCAAACUUCUUUGCAAAAGCAAAGCAUAAGAAGUGUGCAAGUCCUAUCCUGUAAUUUGUGAGUUCCACCAUAUCUUCCACCUCAAGUUUGCUACAUUUUUGUUGUUAUAAUAGAAGUUGUUGUAAAGUAUGGAUUGGACAAUUGCAGAAUAAUCUGUAGUGAACUCUGUAUUUAUAUGGCCUCUAGCUGCUAGUCAUCAGUGGGAACCUGGAGUGCAAGCAAGCCAGCUCCAGUGACUUGGAGAUCAAGUCCAGCUCUCAUUAAAAUUGAUGGGUCUUGGAUCAGGGCCUAGAAGCAUAGAGGACAAAUAUGAUAAUGAGCCUGUUCCUGCAUCCCUAGCUCACUGGAGUAGUCCUACUGAAGUAAGCCCCCAAUCCAGCAAAUUCAUAAACAGUUUGGACCCCUGCUCAGUGCCCCAUUGAUGUCAGUGUAGUUUUAUGUGGGCAUAGGAAUCCACUCAGGUGUGUUACUUUGCCAGAUUGGGACUUCACUUCAGUGAGCAAAUACUACAGUAUUGGGCCCAAACCAGUGCUGAGUGGUGGAGCCCAGAAGAUCCUUUGUGUUGGUUUAUUUCUCAUGCUACAAAAAUAAUUCAAUUUAGAAUAAAGUUUUUCAUUUUAGAACUUUGUUUUAUCUAUUUAAAAAUGUUUAGAAGAGUGCUGAGAAAGCAAAAUACUGUUAAGUGUCAAUUCCACUGUGUCCAUGCAGUCCAUUGCACUGUGAUUUGUGCAUUAAAACACAGUCAGUUAAGGAUUAGAUUUUCAAAUACACAAAUUGGAUGUGCUUGCAAGUGUAAGUCCAAAUGCAGUCUUUCAAGUCUGUUUGCAUACAGAAUAUGCAUCCUCAUAUCAGGCACAUGAAAAUUGGCACGUGAAAAUCUAGGCUACAAACCUCCAUCCUUGGUGUAACCAGUUUGGUAUUAAAUAGUUUUUAAUUGUGUAUACGUUUUGACAAAUGUUGGAGAAUGUAACUGGUUUUCAAAAACUUGUGUUCAAUUGAUAUUUGUUUUUAAAACUACAUAAUAUAUUUUUUGUAAAUAUUUAUGUAAAAAUCUGAUGUGGCUCAGUGGGACCGCUCACAUUAGUAAAGUUACUUGCAUGCAUAUUUGCAGGAUUGAGUCGUUAAAUCCCACUGAAGCAAAUGGGGAUUUGCCUGAAUAAAAAAUGAGAUUUGAACCCAUUCUCAGUACAUAUUACAAUAUCCCAUAAUUAUAUUUCGCAUCCCAUCCCUAUCCUUUUUAGCACGUUUCAGUUUGAAUUUAAUCUUUUAUGCUAACGUACCAGUGCAGGAGUUUUUGCCUUUUUGAAAAAAGUUGCCCAAAAUAACUCCACUAACCCACUGAUUUCAAAAAGGCCCCUACAUCUCCUUCAUUAUGACAAGACCUAUUUUCUUUUAAAGCUAAACAAAGCAAAAUAAAUAUUAACAAAAUGAUUAUGUGAAAUUAGUAGUAGGCAUCCUUUAGUCUCGAGAGACCAUGGGUAUGCACACCUGAGAGGUAAAGAAUUUCCUCAAUUGGUUUUAUUUCAACCGUGGCUGUGACUGAAGGGACCCAAGAGAGAGAACAGGAGUACUUGUGGCACCUUAGAGACUAACAAAUUUAUUAGAGCAUAAGCGAGAAUCUCUGCCACAUCUGUCACAUUUAAAGGUAGUGUUUCAACCCUCUGCCUUGUUCGAGCUCUUUUCUCCUCUACUAAGCUGGACGUCUUCCUCUCGUAACUCCAGAGCCUUUAUUGAGCUGUUGUUUCCAAAGGCUGUGGUUCUGAGUGAGAUCUUUCCAUUUGUCCACAUCUAUGUCCAUGUCUUUGAGAUCUCGCUUGCACACAUCCUUGAAAUGCAAUUUGGCCAUCCUUUGGGUCUUUUUCCAGAUGCCAAUUCGCCAUAGAGCAGUGGUGGGCAACCUGCGGGCUGCACACAGCCUUUCAGGGUAAUUUACUGGCAG
Malaclemys terrapin pileata is the source of this 5166-nucleotide messenger RNA. RefSeq names its product protein phosphatase 1 regulatory subunit 3E-like. Lineage: Eukaryota; Metazoa; Chordata; Testudines; Emydidae. The transcript has a single exon. Bases 1624 to 2580 code for a protein of 318 amino acids. Gene Ontology annotation, cellular component: protein phosphatase type 1 complex. Gene Ontology annotation, biological process: regulation of glycogen biosynthetic process. Gene Ontology annotation, molecular function: protein phosphatase 1 binding; glycogen binding. The record is from RefSeq and is a predicted model, not a curated record.